AUGAUCAAUUCUGAUUUCAAUAGUCCAAGCACUCCGCCAUCUCCAUCAUCUCCAUUAUCACCAUCAUCUCCAUCAUCUCCAUAUCUACAAAAAGAUCAUCAACAACACCCAAUACCUCCAUAUUAUGUUCAACCUUGGAUAACUGAUAAUGUAAUAAACCUGGAAGAUAUAAUUAAACAUGGAAAUAUAAUAAGAGAACCUGAAGAUGAUAAUUUUAAUUAUGUUAUAUCAAUGAAUAUAAAUGAAUUUAUUGAAAAAUUUCAUGUUUUACCCCCACAACAACAAGGUUUUUUAACAAAAUCUGGUAAACCAAUUGAAAAAAUUAUAAUAAAAUUACAAGCAAUUUCAACAAUGUUGGAUUAUUAUUUUAAUAAUAAUAUUACUUCAGAUUUUUUACAGAAAACUUUUGGUUCACCACAAAUUUAUGUUGGUGAUAAUUUAUUAAAUUAUCAUAUAAAUGAAAUUGAAUCUUAUGAAAGAAUAGAAGAAUAUAAUUAUAAUCAAAUAUUAAAUCAUAAUGGAACAAAUUUAAUUAAUAUACCAAAUUUAUUACAACAUGGUAUUAUAAUUGAUUCAAAUAAAAUUAUAAAAGCAUUUUUCAUUAUAAUUUCAGAUUUAAAUUUUAUAAAUAUUAAACCUUCUUUAAAAUUCAAAAAUUUAGAAAAACAAGCAAUAAAUCAAAUUAAAUUAUUAAGUUCAUUAGGUAUAACUCAUAAUAAUAUAUCAAAAAAUAAUGUUUGUAUUGAUGAAGAAAGUGAAAAAGUUUAUUUAAUUGAUUUUGGUAAUUCAUUAAUUACUGAUGAAAUUUUAGAUUGUUCUGAAUUUUGUGAUGCUAAAAAGGAAAUGAAACUAAUGGAAAGACUGUUUAUGACUUAA
Hansenula ciferrii is the source of this 876-nucleotide messenger RNA. RefSeq names its product RAC-beta serine/threonine-protein kinase (gene AKT2). Bases 1 to 876 code for a protein of 291 amino acids. The record is from RefSeq and is a predicted model, not a curated record. The transcript has a single exon. Lineage: Eukaryota; Fungi; Ascomycota; Saccharomycetes; Phaffomycetales; Wickerhamomycetaceae.